UUUCAACCCAAUCCCCCAAAAAGAGUGUCAUAUGUGCCGAACGAAAAUGACGCAAAACCCCCCAAGUUACCCGCAAAACCAACGAAACAAUUAUGCGAAGCAACAUACCCAUAUAAGGCUCAAAACGAGGAUGAAAUAUCGUUCAAAGAAGGUGAUAUAAUAACUUUAAUUAGCAAAGAUAGCCAAGAUCCCGGCUGGUGGCAGGGCGAAUUGAACGGAAAAACUGGCUUUUUCCCGGACAAUUUUGUGGUACUUAUUUCUAGUGAUAAUAAAAGUAGCAGUAAGGAAGAGAAGAAAACUCAUUCGAAAGCAUUCCCCGAUACAGGUGCCAUAAAAUCAGUAGCUUCGCAACGAAAAUCCUUAGAACCCAAAUCGGAAAAAAUCGAUAAAAGCGACAGUGAUAGCGUUCCUAACAAAACACCUCCCGUUCCGAGCAAAAAACCCGUAGUUUCGAUCAAGAAGUCACCUUCGGGCUCCGGUGUCGGGUUCAUUUCAGAAAUUAAGAAAAAAAUUGUAGACGUCGUAGACGGAACGGCGAGUAGUCGAAUGGUGCACAAGGAGAAGGAGGUAGUGGUAGAAAAUACGGAUAAUGCUUUUGACCAAGUCGAAAGGAGACCGUUAUUGGCCGAUGUUCGUGCUGGCAGAGUCAAAGCUCCCGGUCGUCGUCCACCCACUACUAUAAUGCACAAAGAUGAUCCUACGACGAUGUCCAACGGAACCGUUGUCGAAUCGAACCACCACGAAUCGCAGACGAUAGAUAAUGAAGUCAAACCUCGUCUGCGCGAGUGGGAAAAACAUAAAGCGCCCUGGCUGGAGGAGAUGAAGCAGAACCAAGUCAAAAGAACUAUGACGACGUCGAUGGAGGGACAGGUAGUGGAAGAAGAAAGUAAGCCGUCGAAAACACCACCUGAAAAAGAAAAAGAGUUGGAUUCACCAAAAUCAAUGUCUCCCCUACAUCCGAAGCUGAAAACGCCGACAGAGUCAGAAAAACCGGAAAAAGGACCACCUCCUCCGAGACCAACCACUACACACAUAACAAAGGACAUUCCCCCAACACCUAGUCAACCUAUAGUCAUUCCGAAAGAACCUAUCCCUCCCAAAGUGUCUCCGAUGAAACCCGUUCCGUCGCCGAACGCCGGUUCCAAGAACGUCAGCACCACCGACAUCUUAGAGCGAUUGGAAGCGCUCGAAGAAGCGGUUAGGAGGCAAAACCAAACCAUCGAGGAGUUAAGGAAUAAACUGAUAGUGGAAACCGAAAUGAGGAUGUUCCUGCAGGAGAAAGUUAUGCAGAACGUGCAAGUUUAGGUGUCUUUAUUUUCCGCAGUGUGCGCCACGAAUUCUGCACAUUUUUGGUGAAACCUUUUAUUAUCCGAUUUUAUGCAAUAUUUCGUUACAAAGACAGGGUGUAGCGAAAAGGUUGAUGAUAAAGAAGUAAUAAUCAGAUGGUGCAAAAUCAGAUUUAUAAGAAUUUUUUAUUUUGGUAUUUUUUUAUUCAGACUUUUAUAACGGUCCUCGUAUAUAUUUUUAAAACAUGUUCAA
This is a messenger RNA of Diabrotica balteata, 1539 nucleotides long. Lineage: Eukaryota; Metazoa; Arthropoda; Insecta; Coleoptera; Chrysomelidae. The record is from the annotation of a GenBank genome assembly.